AUGGCGACGGUACAGCAGGAGCUGCUGCCUAGUAAAGGGACUGAAUUGGAAAGCGUGGUACCAAGGAAGGUUUCUGAUGAUGACAAGCUUGUUGAGUAUGAUGCUUUGUUGCUUGAUCGAUUCCUUGACAUUCUUCGGGAUUUGCAUGGUGAAGAUAUCAGGCAAACGGUUCAAGAUUGUUAUGAGCUUUCAGCUGAGUAUGAAGGGAAGCAUAAGACUGAGAAGUUGGAGGAACUUGGGAAUAUGCUAACUGGUCUUGAUGCUGGGGAUUCUAUUGUCAUUGCCAAAUCAUUUUCCCACAUGCUUAAUUUGGCUAACUUGGCAGAAGAAGUCCAAAUUGCCUACCGAAGAAGGAUUAAACUAUUAAAGAAGGGCGAUUUUGCUGAUGAGAACUCUGCCAUCACUGAAUCUGACAUUGAAGAAACCUUCAAGAGGCUUGUGACUGAACUGAAGAAGUUCCCACAGGAAGUGUUUGAUGCUUUGAAGAACCAAACUGUAGAUUUGGUCCUAACUGCUCAUCCCACUCAGUCCAUUCGUCGAUCUCUGCUGCAAAAGCAUGGAAGGAUAAGGAACUGUCUGACACAGUUGUAUGCGAAAGACAUAACACCGGAUGAUAAGCAGGAACUUGAUGAGGCUCUCCAAAGAGAGAUUCAAGCUGCAUUUCGCACAGAUGAAAUUCGAAGUAGUCCUCCAACACCACAAGAUGAGAUGAGGGCAGGAAUGAGCUACUUUCAUGAGACAAUAUGGAAAGGUGUACCAAAGUUUUUGCGCCGUGUUGAUACAGCUCUGAAGAACACCGGAAUAAAUGAGCGUGUCCCAUACAAUGCCCCUCUUAUUCAAUUCUCUUCUUGGAUGGGAGGAGAUCGUGAUGGUAACCCUAGGGUAUCCCCUGAAGUUACAAGGGAUGUGUGUUUGCUGGCUAGAAUGAUGGCUGCUAAUUUAUACUUCUCUCAGAUAGAAGAUCUCAUGUUUGAGCUGUCUAUGUGGCACUGCAAUGAUGAGCUUCGUGUUCGUGCUGAUGAACUCCAUGUGUCCUCAAGGAGAGAUGCAAAACAUUACAUUGAAUUUUGGAAGCAGAUUCCUCCAAAUGAGCCAUAUCGUGUUAUUCUUGGUGAUGUGAGGGACAAACUAUACAAUACACGCAAACGUGCUCGCUAGUUAUUAGCCAAUGGAACCUCUGACAUCCCCGAAGAGACAACCUUCACAAAUGUUGAGCAGGUAUUGUCCUCAGAACAGCCCUAUAAACUGCAAUCACCUUAUGGAGCUUUGCUUACACAGUCCCUUUACAGGGCCACUUCUCUUCCUGUUGAUGCAGUAGAUGUCUAG
Molecule: messenger RNA, 1326 nt
Organism: Arachis ipaensis
Lineage: Eukaryota; Viridiplantae; Streptophyta; Magnoliopsida; Fabales; Fabaceae
Source: RefSeq, a predicted model, not a curated record